AUGAAUAACAGCCAUGAUAAUUAUGCCCAUUUAAAUGGGAAAUAAACAAAUCAAUAGUAAGUAAAUAAAUCUGAAACAUAGUUGAAUACAAAAAAAGCUGGUGGAGAAGAAAAUUUCGGCGAAGAAAAUACAUACAUCAAUGAACAAGAAGGAGAGAGCGUUGUUGGAUCACCAAAUAAUUUAAAGAAAAUAAAGAAAAAUUUGAGUGGAUCAACUGUAAAUUGUAUAGCUAAAAACUCAACUGCGACAGCAAGUUUUGAUGACCGUCAUCUUGAUGCUCAUGAUAAUCAUCAAAGCUUGCAUGAUAUUAAUAAUAAUAAUAAAGAACAUUCUGAAUAGUAUCAUAAUGCUUAACUUUCACAUGAAUUCGACUAUUAAAAUUUAGACAUUUUUGAUAUGUAAAGAGAUCUCCGCGUUGCUAGCUUGAAUAAAAUAUUCUCAAUUUUUAUUUUAAAUAUCAGCUCAAGAGUGAGUUAAUAAGCCUUUAUAGAACUACUUGUUUUUAUUACUCUUUUAAGAAAAGCUUUGAAUGAAAAGGGUUGGGAGACAUGCUCUAGCCCUCUGCCAUACGAAUAAUUAAGACACUACAUGCGCUCUCCUUAUGGAUAUUUAAUUCCUAUACCUGGUCACCAUAUUGCUGCUCUUGGAACUCAAAAUCAUUCUUCCUAAAAUGAAAUAAAUCAUGAAUAAUAAGAUAAAAAGAAAUAAUCAAGAAAGAGAAAGCAAACUGACAAUAUGACUACAGCUGAAACUUAUACUGGCGUCUAGAGUAAGAAAGGGUGCAAUGAUUAAGAAAUCAACUGUGUGCUUUAGGAAGAGGAAGAAGAAUAUGAUAAUGAAGACAUGAAUGAAGAAUAAGUUGAAAACUAAAAAGAUUAAAAUGAAAAUCAAAACGAAUAAUAAGCUAAGAACGAAAAUAAAAACAAUUUGAUUAAGAAUAAAAACUAUUCUGGUGAUAAAUAAAAUUAAAAUACACCUUAUAUUAACCAAUUGGAAUUUUGCGAAACAAAUUGCGGCCAACGCAUUACUGAAAUAUCAAACUCUUUUAUAAUAGAAUGUUUACCCACAUAUUUCAAGUCUGCUAUCAGUAAUGCAAAUGAGUUGCAUGUUAUCGGACCUUCAGAAGAAGGUAUGAAAAAUGCCUGUUACAUUUUGUAACUUUUUAUUAAUUGGAUGUAUGUCUUUAAAUUUUCUGAGUCUAGACUAGUGUUUUCAGAUUCUUCUUCUGCAGACGAUGAGACUGAUGAAAAGGAUUUUGGAGAAGAAUAAGAUUUGUAAGAUAAGAACAAGGGAACCUUUAGUGAAAAGAAAAGUAAAAAAACUGAUGAAAAUAUACAAUCUCAUCAAGAUAUUGAGUAAGAACUAGAUAAUAAUAAUGAUAUCAGCCAAGAUCACUUAGAGGGAAGAAAUUCAAAUAAAUUUAAAAAUAAUUUAAGCGGCAGCAAUCGCAAAAGUAAUAAAUUCAACUCUCUUUACGAUGAUUUAGAAGAUGAAUCAAAAGAAAACAGACACCAUGGCAAUCAAUAUAACAAUGAUAUUGAAAUGAUUGGAGGUCGCAAAUAGAGAAAAUUAGAUGUAGAAGAUAACUAAAAUAUGAUGCUUCAGGGUGAUAUCAACAAUUACUUUAUGCAAGGAAAUAUGAAUUUUAGUUAAUUUUAAGGUUUGUAAGAUUCUAUGAAAUUAAACAAUUUAUUUAAUGCCUAAAUGUAUCAUGGAACACCCAACUAUUUCCGCCAACAAAGCGCAGCUAAUUCAACUACUUAUAUGAAUUAUUCUAACAGAUUCCACGGAGGUGACCACUCUACCUCGUUCUACAACAGUAAUAACUCUACUACUUUCUAUCAUCAUCCUACUCCUGUAGCAUAUUAAUAUUGCAAUAAUUAUAAUGCUUCUUAUCCCAGAUCAAACAAGUAUGGUGAUCAAGAAACUCCAAAAAUCAACGGAUACACCAAUGGAAAUUUAAGUGUUAAAGCUGGUUAAAUCCCUAUGAUGUAUGGUUUCCCUAUACCUCCUCAAGCAUAUAAUGGUUACACAAUAAUAAACCCAAUAAUGUAUCCUCAAAUGUAGCCUCUCUAUUAUUAGCAACAGCUAUUCCUUUCUCCUCAAAGUAUCAUGGCUUAAAACUCUAUGGGAGAUCUCUAUAUGGGAACUAACGCUGGUCAAAAUGAGUUAAAUUGA
This is a messenger RNA of Tetrahymena thermophila SB210, 2178 nucleotides long. RefSeq lists its product as hypothetical. NCBI's taxonomy places the organism in Eukaryota, Ciliophora, Oligohymenophorea, Hymenostomatida, Tetrahymenidae. The transcript has a single exon. The record is from RefSeq and is a predicted model, not a curated record.